Molecule: messenger RNA, 2044 nt
Organism: Lates calcarifer (barramundi perch)
Lineage: Eukaryota; Metazoa; Chordata; Actinopteri; Centropomidae
Gene: jpt1a
Product: Jupiter microtubule associated homolog 1a
Exons: 5
Coding region: 173-631 (152 amino acids)
Cellular component (GO): nucleus
Source: RefSeq, a predicted model, not a curated record
AUAUCGCCUUCUAGCCAGUUUGACACUGGUCCAGUCAGACUGAAGGCAGGUUGAUUACUGGGAACCACCGGCUAGGUUAGACAAUGAUGAGGCGGUGAGGUACUGUUAAUGAAAGUGUGAUUAGCGUGUAUCCUGUCAGAUUAAUUAAUAUUUCACGACUUCUUGUGCAAAAAUGACGACGACCACGACAUUUCAAGGGAUGGAGCCCGGUGCUAAAAGCAGUUCAAGGGUUUUGCGCCCUCCUGGCGGCGGCUCCAACAUUUCACUUGGUGCAGAUGAGGAGAAACCUCCCGUCCGGAAAAACAAGAUGGCCUCCAGUGUUUUUGCUGAGCCGGAGGACCCCUAUGCUAAUCGAAGGAACAAUCCACCAGGUGGGAAGCCCACAGGUGUGCUGUGUGGUGAGCCGUCAGCCCCCCUUAGGAGAGGAGGGAACCACACCAUCAACCACUCAGCAGACGCCCCCGCCACAGAAGGAGAAAAUCCUGUAUGUGAUCAUGAAAACAGCGUGGCUGAGCCUGAGCCUGUUCCCGAGCAGCAGGAGGAGGCCCCUCCAGCUGAGGAGCCUGCUGCAGGAGUACCGUCCGGCCGCCGGAAUCCUCCAGGGGGCAAAUCCAGCCUCAUCCUGGGUUGAAUCCCAACCAGUUGCCCCUCUUUACCUCCACUCAUCUCUGAACUCAUCUUUUUUUCCUUCCUUUUUUUUUUUUUUUUUUUUUUCCUUCAACCAAGGAUCCCUGGCCCAUUUGUCUGUACCACAGGAAUCCUGAUGUCUAACAGACACCAGUCUCCUCCACAUCCCUAAGUGCAUUGUUUUGAUACCUCUUUUGGAAACCGUUUUGUACUGUUUUUAUUGUUUGUUUAUUUUGACAGAAGCACUUUAUGUAUUUCUAUGUAUACGGUUCAAAGUCUGCCUUUGCCCCUGUAAUGCAUUUGACCUAUCAGAAAGGGUACAAGGAUCACAUAUCUCAUAUCAACCAAUGGUGAAUUCCCCCUAACGUUUUUGCAACAGCACAAGCUGUACUGCUGUAAAUGAUUUUACAAGCAGUCUCUAGAACACAAGCAAAGAAAAAAGCUGUCACUUUUGCACUGUGUUCAGUUUUGACCCAUCGUGCAUGCACAUCUGGUCUGUAAUGUAUGAAUGUGAGAAGAAACAUAACUGUGAAGUUUUUUUUGUUUAUAAUUCAACCUGUUUGUUAGUUAUUUUUCUUUCUUUGUGGAAUAAUUGUUGUAUUGUUGUUGCAUGAAGUUGGAUUCUUUCUACUGAUUAUAGUAUUAUUAUCCACCUAGGAGCCACAUAAAUUUACUGUCAUUGUGAUCUGAGGGAUGCAAACAUUUGUCUUCAGAUGAGUACUGUAGGUCCCAUGCCAGGUAACAGAAUUGGAAUAAGCCUUUUUUAUAUAGUAGUCACUAACCUUAGAAUCUUGUAAUCCCAGUGCCGGUUUUGAGUGCCCCAUGUUUUUAUAGGUAAAAUUUACUCUAAAAUAAAGUGUGCCUGUUUGUGUGUUAGGCUACAACAUCAAACAAGGUUGGGUUUCCCCGUAUUGGAAUACUACUAGUAUCACCAUGACCUAACCAUUUCCCAUUGCUAGUCAAUGGAAUGUUGUUGGUCCUGACACUUCAGUGUUUCUGGUAAACCCAUCCUAGAUUUGACAAGUGACCUUAUGACAGCUCAGCCUUUUUUUUCCCCUUCUAUGUUUUACCCCCUUAUACAUUUGUUAAAGACCCUGCUCACUGGAAAUAUACAAGUCUUUUUUGUAGGUUUCAUGUCACAUUAUUCAAACCAAAAUUCACCUUCCUGCUUCUGUCUUGUUGAGUCACGUGCGUGACCGCUGUGUCAGCCAGCUGCCGCGCUGAAAAACCUACAUGUCAAGUACAUGAAAUGUUUUUCCCUGUGGUGUCUAUUUUUAACAUGUUAUGAUGCAAGACAUGUCUGUUUGCAUCCUAUACCAAUUCCUGUUGCUUGAUGUAAGUCACUGCAGAAAUUUGAAUUAAUGAAAUGGCACAAGUGGAAAUGAACAUUAAAAAUCAAUCUUGGUCAUGUGCUGUA